AAUCUGUCAUUCAAUUCAUUUUAUUUUGUGUUAGCUGAAACGCGACGUGAUUUGGUUUGUGAAAAAUACUCGGAUAAGGUGGCUGCGGGCAUGUCCCUCCAAAAAACCAACCGGAAACCUGGAGAACAGUCAAGGAUUAUUCGUCAGUGAUAAUUUGCAAAAAGUUUGCCGUUUUUCAGCGCAAAAAACACAUAAGAUUUAGAUUUUUCGACGAAUUUUCAUCUCAUUUUCAUCUAUUGUGUGUUUGUGUUUUUUAUUUACAAUAAGACGAUGUGGACAAGAUUAUACAAUAAAGUGUUCAGUGGUUAGAUCUAUUUUCGACUGCAUAUAGUGCUAAAUAUAUCGUGGUGUUCUUGUUUUGAUGAAUUACUCCCGACAGAAGGCGUCCAAAUUUUUUUAAUGGCGUCCACCAUAGUGAAGAAACACCGUAUAAAAUCACCAACGCCGUCAACCCAGCAAUAGAGAAAUUUAAAAAAAAUGCACUCCGUCAGCCGCCGUCCACACCACACUAUAAACCACCUAAAAAUUAAAAAGAAACGCAACGAGCUUACCAACACUAAACCGAACGUGUGUUCCAAAUUUAAACAAAACCGUUAACGGACUCGCACUCUAGAAUUUUUCGAUUUUUUUUUUAUUUUGAAAAAGGAAGCUUUAAUAAAUUUUCUAAACGUAAAUUCCCAUUCGGAUAGUUGCCUUCUUAGUUAGUAGAUCUGUGAUUGGUCCAAUUUCUUGUAUAUUGUAUAAAUAACCACGUAGUUGUAUGUUGUGAUUGGCUGAUUAUCGUUCGGAGAUCGAAUAAAGGUACCAUAACAUGGAGAAUCCUGAAUCUGAAACGAGCUCCCCUCCAGAGGAGAGCAGCGCGUUGAAUAGAAAUAGGAGUUUCAAGUCAAAACAACUAGUCAGAAGCCAGGCGAUACGCGAGUCGCAAUCUCCUCCGCGGCCCGCGUCACCCGUCGUCGACGAUACAAGUACCGAUACCGUUACCGGUACCGGUAAGGCUGGUACCGGGAAUCCGGUUACGGACGUGGUGGAGGUGGAGGAGAAGAGGCGCCCAGUUGAAAUACACAUCACAGGCGGGGCAUGGGAGAGCGGGGAGCAGAAAUCUCGUCGCCGCUGGCCGCAGCAGUCGCGCGACUUGCUGUCAAACGGACCUCGUGUCGCUUGCGUCGCGGGCUGUCGCUCACAGUGCAGGGGUCAAAGACGACGGAACCCUUGCCCAACAAAACAGGAUUCCGGCAUAUCAUGUCCCGAUGACUGCACCGACUGCUCCGACUUCGAGAAUACCGGAGGCUCGAGUAACGAUGUCAGAAAAGCUUGCAGCUUGGAUUCGGACGAGUCAUAUUGCAGAUGUCCGGAGGGGAAAAUUAAACCACCAAAGACUAAUUCAUUAAGCAGAACUGAUUCAGCAGAUAACAAAAUCGAGCCAACGGGUCCGGAGCUAGUCAACUUCAUAAGAGAAACACUGAACAAGAACACACGGGACAGAAUGCUGCUGCUGAAGAUAGAAAAAGAAUUACAUGCACUUGUCACCGAUAAUGGGCGGUGCAACUUCAAGUUCCCUUGUAUGACAUCGUACGAGCGUAUGUUGGUGCACCGAGUGGCCACUCUGUUCCAAUUGACUCAUCAUUUAGACCAGAACAGCAAGAAUUCGGUCACAGUCAGUAAAAGCGGAACGAGUGGCGGCCGCAUCCCCUGCACCAGCUUCAAGCAGUGGUGCACCGUCAACUUCCCCCCCAGCCCCGUCCGGCAGGACGGCGUCAACGCCAAGAGUGGCGGCCGCAUCCCCUGCACCAGCUUCAAGCAGUGGUGCACCGUCAACUUCCCCCCCAGCCCCGUCCGGCAGGACGGCGUCAACGCCAAAUCAAUAUUAAAGCGCGACACACACUCGCCCGAGGACGCGAACGCGGCGAGUCGCGCUGUGGAACGGAGCAAGAGUCUAGAGCAGAGGGAGAGGGAGUACGAGCGAGUGAGACGGAGGAUAUUCAGCACGGACAACUGUUCGCAGGACGAAUCUCAAUGGCCGUGGCUUCAAUCCGGACCCGUCAAACUGCUCACACCCGACUCCGGGAGGAAUAAACUGUUGAAAGUACAAUCGCUAGAAGGCGCCGGCCCACCUCAGUCUUGGCGCAACAGAGGCCCUGUUUCAAAAAGCCACAGCUUUGGUGGCUAUGGCGGCGGUGCAGAGAACGCGCCUACCAAUCAACCGAGACUUCUUAGUCGGCAAGGUGACCUGGCUUCCAGUAGUUGGCGUCUGUCUCCCUCCAGCUCGGGGUAUAAGACGCUAAGUCUAAGGAGCACCGACUCUGUCACUCCUUCACCUACUGGUGGCGCGAGUCCGGAGCCGGGGUCGGAGAGCGUGGUGUUCGCGGUGGCCGAGCUCGCCUGCGUGCCGCCCGGCGCGCUCGUCAUACACCCGCAGACGGGUCGGCCGCUGACCAACCCCGACGGCUCUGUCUACCACUUCGACCCGCAGAACCCGCCCGUCAUGUACGACACUUAUCAAGAACAAAAGAUUCAGAAUUGCGAAAAGAGAAGAGGGCGGUUGGAGAAACAGCACUCAUUUAUCGACACAGAAGCGGAAUGUCGUUGCGACGACGGUCGGAGCAAGUGUUGCUGCGAGUGUCGGCGACAUGAUGGUUGCAAUCAAAGGGGCUGCGACAGCAAGAUUUCAGUACAACCAGAGCAAAAAACCACCCCAAUACCAUCAAGCCCAGUCAAAAACCGUUACGAACAAAAUGCAGAACAAACAACCAAUCAAACGACGCCGCCGGAAACGGCAACCAAUCACAGACAACCUUACGACGCUGCAGCUACCCGCGUCGCAGAACCGACCAAUCAGAGGCCAGAGAUUCAGAAUGUUCAAACAUUCGAGCCUCAAAAUCAAGUCCCAUUCGAGCCUCAAAGAACGGAAUUCGAAAACCAACGGCCGUACGAGCCAAAGGUAUUCGAAAAUAGAACGUUCGAAGCGUCGAGUCAGAGGCCGCCGUCGUUCGAUCCGUUGGCCAAUCAAAGGACGGCUAGCGAGAAUGCGACCAAUCAGAUGGCUCCGGUUAAUAAAUUGACCAAUCAGGAGAGUGUUGAGAUGCCGCAAUAUGUCCCGCAGCAUUACCACAAGGGAUUUAGAAAUGACGAGGUGACAUCGCCUCCCCAAAUGGUCCAGAACCCUAUGAUGGCUGACGUAGGGGUCUACAACAUCAUGGCCCAGGCUAAGGUCACUCCUGUACCCGUGGACCCCAACCUCCGUCCGGUGUCCCUCACGAACAUGGUGUUCCCCGCCGUGGCCCCGGCCUACCCCUACCUCAACCAAAUGCGAAUGGAUCAACCAUUGCAGCCAAUGUACCAGCCUUUGAUGGAAGAACAGAAGCUGGCGCCGUCUCCCCACAACGAACCUUUUAGGAUCGACCCGUCGUACCAGUACGCGUACCCGUGCGGCGCGUGCGCCGGCGCCUGCCUCGACCCGCACCAGCACCAGCACCAGCGCCCUUACAGCGUGGGCUACGGGCAGCUAGAGCAACAAAUGUUGCAACAACCGUACCCCGUGGGCAACGUGUUGCUGCAACACAACGUGCAACACUACCCUUACCCAGAUGCAAUGCCGUGGGGUAGUCCCAUGAUGCCCGGAGCGCCACCGAAACUCCUCAUGCACGAACUGUGCCCCGUGUACCCCCAGUACCCCUACAUGUACCCACAGAUGAUACCACAACCGUACCCGAUAGUUCAACCAAUCUACCCCACGCUAGACAAGGACAGAAGACCGCGACGCGCACACACUCUUCCCACGUCCCAGCGAACAACCCCCCAGCCGAGGGACAGAGACAGCGAGAUCGCGCUCAAGAUACAACAGGUACAGAUAAAGGAGCAAAUGGCGCACCUGAACACUCAGGACAAGGAGAAAACCGGCAACGGGUUGCUAGGCAACGCGCCGCCCAACUACAACGGGAGAUUAGGGCGAAGCGUGUCGACGAACGACGAGACGCAGCUCUCGUCGGCGGCGCGCGCCAUCGUCAACUCCAUACGGAACAUGCAGGCGCACGCGCAUACUAACCAGCACGACGCGAGGCGGCAUAUGGGCGAGGGGUACCGCGAGCGACGCGACGAGAGGGACGAUAAACGCCGGCCGCACAGACAGAUGUCUCCCGGAAACUGGUGCAGACGGUCGCCCGGUCCCAUGCAUCCAACUCUAAACCACCCGCGGCGGCCGCACCCAGACACGCGCAACGGACGGCGUUAACAUAUCCAACACACACACACAAACACGUCCCGUGAUCCGCCUUUAUACAUACAUCUUAUACUAUUGUUUUACCUCACGUAACUUUAUUAACCCCCUUAUUCAUAA
Molecule: messenger RNA, 4336 nt
Organism: Cydia splendana
Lineage: Eukaryota; Metazoa; Arthropoda; Insecta; Lepidoptera; Tortricidae
Gene: enc
Exons: 33
Coding region: 812-4231 (1139 amino acids)
Molecular function (GO): nucleic acid binding
Source: RefSeq, a predicted model, not a curated record